This is a messenger RNA of Fusarium subglutinans, 1455 nucleotides long. RefSeq lists its product as uncharacterized. The record is from RefSeq and is a predicted model, not a curated record. Lineage: Eukaryota; Fungi; Ascomycota; Sordariomycetes; Hypocreales; Nectriaceae. Bases 1 to 1455 code for a protein of 484 amino acids. The transcript has 8 exons.
AUGGCUGCCGAGAAGCCCUCCAAGCAAGCUGGGGAGAUUCUCUCCAAGGAGGUAAACGGACGGCGUUUUACUUUUCGCUUCCGCGAUAGCGAUGGCUCUUUGCGUCUAACGGAUGAGCGUUGGCUCGACGAAGACGGAAACUCCAUUGAGUGGUGGGAAAAGAAGUCUCUUCUACGGGAUUGGAUCUAUGGUCGCAUGUCUCCCGAAGAAUUCGAUACUCACUUUCCUUACUACUCGGGUAGUCCUAAAGAAUGGUAUAGGAUCGAAAAAGAAACACAUGCGAUGCCGCAGCAAGAAAAAGAACCUUCUGAGCCUAAGGAAAGUGAUGAGACCUGCACUCAGCGUUAUGCAGAGCGCUACGGCGAUGGCAGUGGUCUCCCACUUCGACCGGGCAUGGGACCCCCUAUGACCGACGAGGAGUUCCAGGAGUCGGAGAAAGAGAUGUCGCUUAUACGUGAUCGUGUUCCUGGCCACAUGUCCGCCGAAGAAUUCGAUGCCCGCUUUCCUACUUACACUGGCCCGAAAUAUGAGUUUAGUCGUGAGAAAGAGGACGCAUCUGACGUCCGAUCUUCACAUUCCGAUGAAUCCUAUGACGAGUGGGGCCCAGAAGCAUAUUUUCAGGUGAUGGAUAGCACGGACAUUAUGCUGCGCCACGAAUACUAUGCUUGCCUCUACGAGGAUGAUGGUGACAUUCCGCGUCAACCGAGCAUCGGACCCUCCAAAGCUGAGGGAGGUCUCGAGGAAGAGCCGAUGAAGGAGGAUGACAAAGAAAAGCCCCGCUACGCCCAGCACUAUGGAGAUGGCAGUGGCCUCCCGCUUCGACCUGGGAUGGGACCACCUAUGACUAAGGAAGAGCAGGAGGAGUCAUGGAAGGAGUGGCAGGCUGAGUCUAAACGUCUCUGGAACAUGACCGAUGAGGAGUUUUACGCGCAGUAUCCAGAAUACAAGGCGACAAAGGAUCACCGCUUCGCUGAAGGAGAAGCCGAAGAGUGGUCCGGACUUCCCCUCCGACCUGGUAUGGGACCUCCUCCGAAUGUGGAAGAGGACGAAGAGUCGUUGAAGAAAUUGCGGGCUGAAUAUGAUGAGAUCAUGAACAUGUCGGAGGAGGAGUUCAACGCCGAGUUUCCGGAAUACAAAGCUCUGAAGGAUGAAGAGUUGCUGGAAGGCAACGAUGACGAACAGCCCCGCUAUGCCCACCGCUUCGGUGAUGGCAGUGGUCUUCCCCUCCGACCUGGUAUGGGGCCCCCCAAGACCAAGGAGGAGUUCGAGGAAGAGUAUAAGAAGAUCGAGGCUGAAGAGGAUAAGAUUUUCAAUAUGUCUGAGGAGGAGUUCAAUGCCAAGUUUCCGGAGUACAAGGACAUGCCGAAAUACUCCUGUACCGACCAUGAAUCGUGGAGAAUCAUGGAGGAGUGUGACAAAGCUGAAGGCCGGAAUCAUUUUGAAGGAAAGGAGUGA